GACGGUCAGCGUCGCAGCAGCCGGCCGGUCCAGCUGCACUCGGGACCCGACUUUGUUGACCGAGGACGCGGGCGGAUAGUGUUGCAAAGAUGACGGCCGAGUUCUGGGACCCGUGAAGACUUUGCAGGAGGAGAGAUGGCAGUGCACGUUUUCAAAUGCCUGCGCCGGCCCGGGCGCUAAGAGCAAUCAAACAGUGUAGGGUCGCCCAGCGUUUUGACAGGAGCGUUAUGGAAUAUGAAGAGCCCGACUUGCCUCCCGCUGACCCCCUCAGCAAAAAAGGAGGUGCCGUGUCCAAGAAGACUCAUUUGAUGAUUCCUGGUAACUCAUUUGAUGUUUAUUCUCAUGCCCAGAUUGAAGUUAUCCCAUGCAAGAUUUGUGGAGAUAAGUCCUCUGGAGUGCAUUAUGGAGUCAUCACAUGUGAGGGCUGCAAGGGAUUUUUCCGGCGCAGUCAACUUCCCACUGUAUCGUACUCCUGCUCGAGGCAAAGUAACUGUCAGAUCGACCGGGCCAGCCGCAACCGCUGUCAGCACUGCCGUCUACAGAAGUGCUUGGCGCAGGGCAUGAGCAGAGAUGCUGUGAAGUUUGGGCGGAUGUCCAAACGUCAACGGGACUCGCUGAUCGCCGAGGUGGAGAGGCACCGACAGCAGCAGCAGCAGCAACAGCAGCUUCAGGGAGACACUCAGGUUGCAUUGUCCUAUUCCACCAAGAAUGGUCAAAACCGCUCCCCCCAGCUUCUCCAGCCCGUGCCCACACCCUACUCCUACACCGGAGAUGCCGAGCUGCUGCCCUACGCCGCCGAUGUUCACCCUUUCCUUGUGUGCUCCCCUAACGAUUCACAAGUGUCUGGAAUGAUCUACAGAGGCACCGGUGUGUCUCCCACAUCAAGAGUCCAAGGGAGGGGAGACCAUAGCGGACUCUCUGAUGUAAGAGGAUUUGACUCCCGACAGCAGUCUCAUGAUCUGAUAGGAAUUCAUCCUUACAACCCUCUGGAGGAUCAUUACAACCCGUACCCUCAUUCUUUGCGAAAUAUAGAGGAGCUGUGUGUCAGUAUUGUGCGGUCCCACAGAGACACCAGCCAGUACAGACUGGAGGAGCUUCUAACUCUCAAGUGGAAACUGUUCAGCAGAGAGGAGAUCCAAGCAUACCAGAGCAAAACAGUGGAUGAGAUGUGGCAGCACUGUGCUAUCCGUUUGACUGAUGCUGUGCAGUAUGUGGUGGAGUUUGCGAAACACAUCCCAGGUUUUCGUAUUCUCAGUCAGAAUGACCAGAUUGCCCUCUUGAAGACCGGCUCCAUGGAGGUGGUUCUGGUCAGGAUGUGCCGCUUUUUUAACACAGAGAACAACACUGUGUUCUUUGAUGGUAAAUUUGCCGGAACUGAAGUCUUCAAGUCGUUGGCAUGUGGGGAUUUGAUCGCGGCAGUAUUUGACUUUGCACAUGGAAUGUGUGCUCUAAAGCUCACUGAACAGCAGAUCGCGCUCUUCAGCGCUCUGGUGCUGAUCAACUCAGAUCGCCCCUGUCUGGAAGACCGAAGCAGAGUUCAGCAAGUGCAAAGAAACGUGGAAUUAGGACUCAGACACAUUUUACACAGAGACAACCAAGAACGGCUGAUGCAUAAGCUGUACCAGAAGAUGGCAGUGCUGCGUUCGCUGUGCAGCCUUCACAUGGAGAAGCUGCACUGGUUCAGUCAGCGAUACCCGCUUACUGCUCACUCUCUGUUUCCUCCACUCUACAAGGAGCUGUUUGCGUCUGAAGCAGAGCUACUGCCAGGGACCCUUCACUGAAGACAAGAAGAAGAAUCAGCAGCACGCAAAAAUACAAAAAUCUAUGCAUAACUUCAACACAAAAUAUAGUUUCCUAAUAAAAAAAGAGAGAAGCACCGUAAUUGUUGGACAACAAGUAUUACAUGUCUUCCAGCUGAGCUGUUUUUUUGUAGAAUAUGUCGAAUUUGAAUAUUUUGAUGGCUUGAAAGUGUUUUGAUUAUCCCAGGGAAACAGGCAUUUUGAUUUUCAGUGAGAACACAUUGUCAGUGGAGUACAGGAAUUAUUUUCUCUCAGGAUGUGCAUUUAUGAUUCUCACCAGUUGUAGCUACUGUCUGUCACAGCUCGUUCAUACAUGGAGUUUCAAAGAGGCAGGGUGUUGGUUAUUGACAACUGAAGCUUAAAUUGACCCCACCUUUUGACCGCCUUUUCAACUGCUGCUGUUUCUUUGCAAAGCAAGCACGGCCAAAAAACGAGAGUAAUAAAAUAAAUAAAUAUAUAUAUAAGGAUAUACUGUACGGUAGCAUACUGUUGUCAACCCUAAUCUCACUGCUGAGGUGCUUUUUAAGUUAUUUUGCACUAAUGAGAUCUUGCUCUAUUCACUGUUUCUUUUAAAACUGUUUUGACAGCAGCCUUGCUUAGCAACCUCAGCAAACUGACUGUCGGGUCAGAACAUGUCAGUGACACCCAGCCUGCCUCUUUGUUUCUGUGUCUUUAGAGAAGUAUUUCUCCUCAGUCUGAUGAUUGAGAUUGAGCAAUAAAUCAAACAGGGAAGCAGUACCACAUAUUUUCCUUUGCUCAGAUAAACCCAUACAGGCUUUUAUAUCUUUUGAGCUUUUAAAGGAUGUUGCAUUAAACUUUAUGUAGAAAUCUCUUUCUGUUAAAAUGUUCAAAUACAAUAGAAUAUGUUCCUUUAUGUGUUUUCCCCCCCUUUACCCUCAAAUUAAUUUGCUUUGUUUCAUCUAAAUAUCAUUAAAUAAAGUUCAAGGCUUAAAGCUGAAAAGUUUCAGUGUUAAGAUGUAGUCCUCUGUAAUUGGAACAAAUGAGAUGUUCAUGAACCUAAUUUCAUGUAAACAUUCUAAUAAAUGAAUGACGCGGUGACACCAAACACAUAUUGCAGGAUUAUUUGAGUAUUUUUAGAAAGAGUGUAAUGAAAACAAUUUUAUAAGGGUGAAACAAGCAGGAAAGAAUAUCCUGCAUCAGUAUGCUCUGGGAAAAAAAACAUGUUUUUCUUCUAUGCAACGUUGAAGAGUAUUUGGUAAAUUCGCAGUUAAAGCAAUUGCCACAUAGGAAAUAUUAGUCAUUGUGGGUGCAAUUGGUUGUUGCCUGGAAGAAUCACAAUGUGAUAAACAAAGCAGUUGCUGCAGUUAAUAUAGCCCCAGGAAUCCCACUGAGAGUUAGAAAGCACACAAUCCCAAAGAAGAAUACAGCUCUAUCAAAAGAUAAUAUAUCGCUUUGUGUCUUGAGAUAUGAAAAUGCACUUCUGAUUACUUCUCUUUCUAAACAACUUUCAUUUGCAGUGGUUUUUAGUCUUGUGUCUCAGUUUCUUUCAUGUCAGGUAGAUAUUUCUUGCACCACUGAUUUCCUUCUGCUUAGCACAAUCCAGCUUUACUGUAAUUUCCUUCCAUUUUGCCAAGUCAUCUUUUCAGUUGUGGAUCUUCAAAGUCCACUGAGACACUGUGGCUGCACUUGACUUCAUAACUAUUGCACAUGCACUAUUUUAACCAGAAAAAUGUUUUUUAGUAGCAUUACAGCCUGACAGUAAGGAAAAAAUGUUACAUUUGAUGUUCUAAACCUUGCUGACCACCAGAGUAUUGCGAUGAGGGUAUUUCCUGCUUACUGGGAGUUGUUUGUCAUUUUUUUACUCCCCUAAGAGUAAACUCUCAGAGGAAUGUCAUCACAGUUAUACAACUUCUUGACCCACAAAGCUCACCAGCCCCAAGCCAAACCUUUGAUGCUGAUGUGUUUUUAUGAUGGGAAAAAGCUGUGGGCAGAAAAGCAAAAGGAAGAUAAUCCUCCCAUUUUAAUCUGUGGCCUGUAGAAAGUAAAUGAAGACUCAUUAAACUAGACUUGACAACUGCAUGGGAUUUUUUUUUCUGUGGUCUUUUCUU
Messenger RNA from Cololabis saira (Pacific saury), 3868 nucleotides. RefSeq names its product RAR-related orphan receptor C (gene rorc). The transcript is spliced from 14 exons. NCBI's taxonomy places the organism in Eukaryota, Metazoa, Chordata, Actinopteri, Beloniformes, Belonidae. Gene Ontology annotation, cellular component: nucleus. Gene Ontology annotation, molecular function: nuclear receptor activity; zinc ion binding; RNA polymerase II cis-regulatory region sequence-specific DNA binding. The record is from RefSeq and is a predicted model, not a curated record. Gene Ontology annotation, biological process: regulation of transcription by RNA polymerase II. The coding region runs from base 156 to 1781 and encodes 541 amino acids.